AUGGAACAAAUGCUACAGACCGUCCUCUUCCUGUCUGCAGUAGAAUCUGCUUUCGCCAGACAACCCAGUCAACCUACCAUCAACGUAGCUGUUGUACUCGGAGGAUCUUGGUACCACAUGGAAAUCAGGGGCAGCUUUAAUCAAGAGACCUUCCAGGACCUGCCUGUACAAAUCAACACCGUCACAGUAGUAGUUAACAACACCAAUCCCAGCAGCCUGAUCACUCACAUCUGUGAUGCACUGGCCAAAUCCAGGAUCCAUGCUGUUAUUUUUGAGGACGAUAUUGAAUCUGAGGCUGUGGCACAAAUUCUGGAUUUUACCUCUGCAGAAGUGUCAGCUCCAAUCAUAGGGAUGAGUGGAGGCUCUACUGUUGUGCUCACUCCAAAGGAGCAGCAUUCUGGAUUUCUACAGUUGGGUGCUUCAAUGGAACAGCAGAUCAGGGUCAUUUUCAAAGUAAUGGAAGAGUAUGAUUGGGGGAGCUUUGCCAUCAUUACCAGUUAUUUCCCUGGAUAUCAGGAAUUCAUUACUCACAUUCAGCUUUUUAUUGAAACCAGCUAUUAUGGGUGGGAAAUUGAACAGACUCUUACUCUUGAAAUGAUAAAAGAUGAGGACAAUUUCAAAACAAAGAGACUUCUGCAGCAGAUUGAUGCACAGGUUCUGAUUCUAUAUUGCUCAAGAGAGGAGGCAGAAAAUCUGUUUGAAUUGGCUGAACAAGUUAAUCUCCUUGGCCCAGGCUAUAUCUGGAUACUGUCCAGUAUCGCAGUGGGCAGCAUGGAACGAGUGGCAAAACAAUUUCCAGUCGGAUUAAUCAGCGUCAUGACGGAGAGAUGGAAGAUGAGCUUGAAGCAGCGGGUGAGGGAUGGAGUGGCAAUCGUCGCAAAAGGUGCAGAAAGUUUUUAUAAAACAUACGGAUACAUGCCGGGACCAAGUGCUGACUGUCGCCAUCCAGCUCGAGGGGCCACAAGAAAUAUACUGUACAGGCACAUGUUGAACAUUACCUGGGAAGGUAAAGACUUCUCUUUCAAUGAGGAUGGCUAUUUGGUGAGACCAUCGAUGGCUGUGGUAACACUGAACCGAAGCAGAUUUUGGGAAAUGGUUGGAAGAUGGGAAAAUGGCUUGAUAAGAAUGAAAUAUCCAGUGUGGCCAAGAUAUGGAAAGUUUCAGCAACCUGUAACUGACAGUGCACAUUUAACUGUUGCCACAUUGGAGGAGAGGCCAUUUGUGAUUGUGGAAGAAGCAGAUCCUGAAGAUGGAGCGUGUGUACGGAAUACUGUCCCCUGCAGGAAGCAAGCAAACCUGAGUGAAAGCAUUGCAGAGACGUACACCAAGCUGUGUUGUAAAGGAUUCUGCAUCGACAUCCUGAAGAAACUUGCAAGAACUGUCAAAUUUUCCUAUGACCUUUACCUCGUGACCAAUGGGAAACACGGCAAGAAAGUUCGGGGAACCUGGAACGGAAUGAUUGGAGAGGUUUUCUACCAGCGAGCAGACAUGGCCAUCGGAUCUCUCACCAUCAAUGAAGAGCGCUCGGAGAUUGUGAGUUUUUCUGUCCCCUUUGUGGAAACAGGAAUCAGUGUGAUGGUGGCCAGGAGCAAUGGUACUGUCUCCCCAUCAGCUUUUCUUGAACCUUACAGCCCCGCAGUGUGGAUGAUGAUGUUUGUGAUGUGUCUGACGGUGGUUGCUCUCACAGUCUGUCUAUUUGAGUACUUCAGUCCCGUUGGAUAUAACAGAAACCUCAUGAACGGCAAAAUUACAGGAGGGCCAACAUUUACCAUUGGGAAAUCAGUGUGGCUCCUCUGGGCACUUGUCUUCAACAAUUCUGUCCCCAUCGAAAAUCCUAAAGGAACAACAAGCAAAAUCAUGGUCUUAAUCUGGGCUUUUUUUGCUGUCAUCUUCCUGGCAAGUUAUACAGCAAACUUGGCAGCAUUUAUGAUUCAAGAGCAGUUCAUUGACACUGUCUCUGGUCUCAGUGACAAAAAGUUUCAGAAGCCACAAGAUCACUAUCCGCCGUUUCGAUUUGGUACGGUUCCCAAUGGCAGCACAGAGCGGAAUAUCAAGAACAAUUAUCCAGACAUGCAUGCUCACAUGACCAAAUAUAAUCAACGUUCUGUGGCAGAUGCUCUUGACAGUUUAAAAUCAGGGAAGCUUGAUGCCUUUAUUUAUGAUGCAGCUGUUCUUAAUUAUAUGGCUGGGAAGGAUGAGGGCUGUAAACUCGUUACCAUCGGAAGUGGCAAAGUAUUUGCAACGACUGGUUACGGGAUUGCUUUGCAGAAAAACUCCAAAUGGAAGAGAGCCAUUGACCUGGCCCUCUUACAGUUCCUGGGUGAUGGAGAGACCCAUAAGCUGCACACUGUGUGGUUGACAGGAAUCUGUCAGAAUGAGAAGAAUGAGGCAAUGAGCAGCAAAUUGGACAUUGAUAAUAUGGCUGGUGUCUUCUACAUGCUCCUGGUGGCUAUGGGCCUCAGUCUGCUGGUCUUCGCUUGGGAACAUCUGGUUUAUUGGAAGCUGAGACAUCAUGUGAAGAAAUCCAGCAAGACAGAUUUUCUUCUGGCAAUCAGCAGGGGAAUCUACAGUUGUUUCAGUGGUGUACAGGAAGUCUCCAGCCCACUCCAUGUGGCCUCUCCUAUUGUCUCCUCGAGCUUUUCUCAGGCCAAUAUGAAGAAGAUGUUGCAGGCGGCCAAAGAUUUAGUCUCAUCCACAAACGUGGAAAAUUCUUUGGAGAACGCAACAAAAACAAUAGAACAUUGGACACGUGCAGGUGAAAACCUCACAAACAGACUUCCUAAAGCACCAUCACAGCAGAUUGAAGGGUCAGAGGCCAUGGAUAGCCAACUUUCAGUUCCCUAUAUUUCUAACAGACACCAACUUUGCUACCUUCCAGCAACAUUAUCUCCAUCUCUGGCUUCUGAACGUGAGACAAGAUGGUCAGGUCGACCAAUAAUUAAAUAUAAGAACAGACUAGAAAGCAAAUAUGUAGCUUCAAAACCUUUUACUGUGAUUCACAACCCUCAUUCCAUGACAUCAAAUGAGUUCCCUAUGCACUCCCAACAUACCAGGGGAACUGAUAUGAGAAAAGACUUGGAAUCCCCUUAUAUUCCAUUUAUCAGCAAUAAUGAAUUACAUCACCAGGAUAUUUAUAACAGAAAAUAUUUUGCAAGACGACUAUCGUUACCUUGUAGGAAGUUGGCCAGUUGCUCUGCAGGGCAUGUGGCUUCUCAGAGUGGGACAAAGACAGUGCCUGCAGUGAAAUCUUGUACUGGAUUGAAUGAGAAAUGGCCUGUGCGAAACUUGCACCAUCCAGUGUCAUAUCCCAACCUGACCAAUUGUAGUUCAUGUAUGAGACUUUACUCUGGGUCACAGUCAGAAGAACUACCCUCACUGACCAGACGAUCUUCAUAUAUUAAAGCAACAAAGGAACCAGAGGAAACCUCUAGGUUUCAAGUCAGAACAGUAAACUUCGAAAAGCUGGGACGGCGAGGAGAAAUUACUGAUCUGUUCUCCAGCCUGAACAAUGAAUUUCUGGAACCAAGAAGGGACACUACCAAGCAUUCCUCAGAUCGGAGAGAAGCAGUCCUGGGUCAUGACAAGAAGUUCUUGUAUUCCAGCUCACCAGGUAGACCCAGGUAUUCUCCACCUGCCAGACUUCCCUCAUACAGAGAGGCCUGCCUGCAAAACUCAGCUGCUCUGAGACAUGCCUCCACAGAACUACACCAACAGUCAUGGUCACAUUCCUGUCCUAGUCCCUCCAUGUACGUCUGGCAUCGCCGUGUGGGCUCCCAACAUUUCAAUUGGUUGAUUGGAUCAGGACACCAAUCCUGUGACAGAGACAUUGUGAUGAAGUACUUAGAAAAAAGGACUCCAUACCAUGACAAUCCUGCGAGGGAGCCCACGGCUGGAAGGAGCAGAAUGGUUGACCAUAGGGUGACAGCUAGAGGAUGCGAGGAGCUGGAGGCUGGAAGAGCAGGAGUCAGUUGUACUCAUUUGAGAAAAUCGUGUGCAAGGUUUUCCAGCCUUGAAUCUGAGGUAUAG
This is a messenger RNA of Hemiscyllium ocellatum (epaulette shark), 4026 nucleotides long. It is a transcript of the gene grin2cb, whose product is annotated as glutamate receptor, ionotropic, N-methyl D-aspartate 2Cb. The record is from RefSeq and is a predicted model, not a curated record. Gene Ontology annotation, molecular function: NMDA glutamate receptor activity; transmitter-gated monoatomic ion channel activity involved in regulation of postsynaptic membrane potential. Gene Ontology annotation, cellular component: postsynaptic density membrane; NMDA selective glutamate receptor complex; postsynaptic membrane. Gene Ontology annotation, biological process: long-term synaptic potentiation; excitatory postsynaptic potential; synaptic transmission, glutamatergic. NCBI's taxonomy places the organism in Eukaryota, Metazoa, Chordata, Chondrichthyes, Orectolobiformes, Hemiscylliidae. The transcript is spliced from 12 exons. The coding region runs from base 1 to 4026 and encodes 1341 amino acids.